This is a messenger RNA of Paramisgurnus dabryanus, 9685 nucleotides long. It is a transcript of the gene atxn1l, whose product is annotated as ataxin 1-like. Gene Ontology annotation, biological process: regulation of DNA-templated transcription; anatomical structure development. Gene Ontology annotation, cellular component: nucleus. Gene Ontology annotation, molecular function: RNA binding; protein binding. The record is from RefSeq and is a predicted model, not a curated record. NCBI's taxonomy places the organism in Eukaryota, Metazoa, Chordata, Actinopteri, Cypriniformes, Cobitidae.
UUAUUCACUGACGUCAUCAGCGCGCGCCGCUGGGCUUCAGUCUGCUGGCCUCUGGAAUGGGCAGAUAUCAUCAGCCCUCAUUUCACCAUCGAUUUUUCGCACGAACUCCACCAAGAGUUGGUAUUUCUGUACGUCCUCUACACGAUGAUAUGCGGAGGUAAGGUAAUGGAAGAGGCCAGCGGGAGUUUCUCAGAACUCAUUCCAGUGGUGCUAUUUCUGCGGCUGUCAGGCUUCGUCUAUUUCUCUGUUCAGUAACAACGCCCAUUCUCAGCCUCGGUCACCAUGAAGCCAGUCCACGAGCGCAACCAGGAGUGCCUCCCUCCUAAAAAGCGUGAUCUCCCAGUUAACAACAACAACACCACGACCAGCAACAGCAGCAGUACCAUCAGCGGUGGAGCAGGAGGAAGUGGCAUGGGAGGUGGUGGAGGAGAGGAGACAACAUCUUUACAAAGUUCUGCAACGAGCGGAGAACCUCAGAGCGGCGAGUGGAUGCGAGGUCAGCCCGGCGUGCAUUACGGAGUGGAGGGGUCCGAGGGUCUCGUAGGACUUUCCUUGGAUCAGUACAGCAUGCUUUAUAAAGUAGCUCUACCCACCGUCACCUAUGCCCCCACCAGCCUGCACCCGGUUCUUAGCCACAUUUCUCCCGCUUACACGGGUCCCUCUCCGGUUUUGCAGCACACAAGCGUUCCUUACCCUCCUCUUGGCUACACUCCGAUCCCCCACUCAUCUUUGCACUUUGUCAGUUCUCCAUACGCGACGGCAGUACCCUAUGCCAUGCCUCCGGGAUUUGUUCCCAGUUCUUUGAUACAGCCUCAGUCUGCCAUUCCACAGCCCCACCCCAUGUCUCACCUGGUCCCGUAUUCAUCAGUCAUUCAGGAAGGUGUGGUCUCUUCCCCACCGCAGCAGCAGGUAUCGACCCACGCGUACACCAAAAGUGGAGUUCCACUGGUGCUCCCGUCUGAGCAGGCAGCUUCGCAGACGCAGCUUGGGACUGUAGGGAUGCUGCCCGCUGCGGAGCUCAGCCCGAGAGGGGUGAACCUUUUCUACCACCCUGCCGUUAGGGGCAUUCAGCCUCAAAGAGAUAUGCACAGCAGCCCACUGGAGCAGGAACGAGAGGUGAACGGAGGAGACAGGGAACAUGAAGGUAGAGAGACCCAUCAAGAUACGAUUUAUUUGGCCAGAAAUGCGCGUCUGGUGCAGGCAGCUCCUGGCACAGUGGUGCUGGAGCAACAGGACAAAACCUUGAAAAGCCGCAGACAGGAGGGCAGAAUGUCACCCGGCCAACGCAGCACACCGGACAUAGAUCUGGAGGUCCAGCAGGUGGUUGGACGUCUGGCCUCUCCAAGUCACGGAGCGGGUCGGAAGGAGGCAUUGCACGUCCCCUUGAACCUGUCCCAGAGAGGUAGAGAGACUCAGAGUGAAGUCAGAACAGCAUAUGCAUCAAAUCCUGCUGAAUCUAGAGCUCAUCAUCAGCAGAUUGUUCAACAAAGCCAUGCUGUGAUUUUGGCUAGUGGGCAACCCGUUCUGGUGCCACUGGACUACCAUCACCACCACCAACAACAACAACAGCAGCAGCAGCAGCAGCAGCAUUACCCAAGUCAAACAAAUGACGUGGCAGCCUCAACUGUUGUCGUUACUCCUGCAUCGUAUACGAAAACAGUGGAGGCAACAGCAGUGGUAUGUCUCGAAGAACGUGCAGUGCCGGAGCCUUCCCAGCACCUACCCGCCCCAACUGCCGUAACUCUUCCUCAAGCUCCUCUGCUUGCUCCCUCCGGCCCUUCGCACUUCACAAAGGGGGCUAUCAUCCAGCUGGCCACGGGAGAGCUCAAGCGCGUAGAGGAUUUGCAGACUCAGGACUUCGUGCGGAGUGCGGAAAUGAGCGGCAGCCUGAAGAUCGACUCGAGCAUGGUGGUGGAUAUCCGCUCCAGUCAACAGCGGCCAGGUUUGGUGGCCCUGCAUUUUAAUGUAGGGGAACAGCAAAACAAAGUAACUAUAGACGUACCCCCCGAACAUCCGUUUUUCGUUUUCGGACAGGGCUGGUCGUCGUGUAGCCCCGAGCGGACCGCCCAACUGUACGGUCUCACCUGCCACCAUCUGCAAGUCGGGGAUGUUUGCGUGUCCGUCACGCUGCAGCAGCAAACUGCGUCACAACAGAAACCGCAGCAGCAGGCACAGGCCAGGACUCCCACCAAAGUCAACUCCACAUCAGGGGUCCCACCUCAGCCAAUGGGCCCCCCUGCCCCCCAACAAGCACGGCCACAAAGCCAACUAAAGAUGGAGCGCGUCCACCGAGACCGAGACAAGGAGGAACCCAUGCAGGUUGUCACUUCGAGGCACAGUGAAGCUCCCCCCAGACCAAACAGGACUUCAGGAGAGCACACUCGAAGCCAGAGCAAUUAUUAUUUGCACACUGAGGGUCAUGCUCCACCGGGAACUGGAGCGGGAGCCUCUUCCGUAGGGGCGUCCCAGAGACGCUGGUCUGCCCCUGGCUUCCAAAGAUACACCAUGAAGAACGAGGAUGGGAAUCUAGUUUUAGCUGGCUCCUCUCGCCCCUCUUUUAUCUCUCAGGAGGUCAAGCUCUCCAUUGAGGGUCGCUCCAAUGCCGGAAAGUAGCAGCAGCCAUAGCAGCAAACACAAAAGCAAGAGAUUGUCUAAGGGAGCAAAGUGUCAGAGUUGGGUGCAAGGAUGCAAAGUAGGGAGUGUAGGAGAGAGAAUGUAGCCUCAGAGUGUUUGAGAUUUUGCACAUAUCGGAAGAGUCCCUUUGCCGCCCCCUUUUCUGUAUUUCUUUGGUUCUGGUGAACCUAGCAGUGAACCUUUGCAGUUUUGUGCCAGGUCAUAGUCAGCAUCUGCAAUGACCCGCAUGGGCAGCUUUAUCUGGUAAAUCACGUACCAAAGCCUGCAUCGUCUGCGCAUUCCUGCGGGUGGAAUAUAACGUUUGGGAGCGAUCACUUCCGCUGAGAUAUCUCGCAGUUUUUCAAAUAGAUGUUUUUCAAGAAAGGCCAGGGAAAGAACGGGAUACAGCCAUAAAAUCUUGACAAGCCUUUUCAAGUUUGCUUAAUAAUAAAUCUAUAUUUCAAAAGCAGGAAUAAAAUCCCAGAGGAUCGAUUGUUUGGAUCUUUUUUUUGUAAAACGACCGGCUUUGUUUCAAAUGAUGUUUUGCCAAGCCAAGACCUUAAAACGUGGACUUUUUAUUGUGAUUUCAAUGCGUCUCUGUCUCUAGAGAUGUGUUUUUCCUCACUUUCCUACUCUUGAUCUACACUCUCCCCCUCUCCCUGCCUUAACUCAGGGUGCUUCUCUGGAGAACUCCUCUAUUUUGAGAACAGUUACCCAUCAAUCGAUCGAUCCAACAAUCUUUUUACAAUCAGUAUCCAGAUUUGCAGAUGAAAUCUAGUGUCCGUAGUAGUCACACGUCAUUUCAGUUUCGACCCAUCAGAAUUAUGAGUUCCCCAUAUAACCGGCCAAUAAAAACAGACUCUCUAUAAUACCUCACAGCUGGAAGCAUCAUUCACUCCGACUAACUUUUUAAUUUUAAUCCUGCAUCAUUUUUUGGAGUAAAAAAUGCCCAAAAUCCACCUGCUUGGGAAGACCAAAUACGUAACCGGUUUUAGCUACUUGCAAAUGGAUUAUUGCGAUAAAGCAUGCAGGUUGAAAUGAAGUGGUCCUUUUGGAAGCGUUAAGCUGUCUGGUGUGGAGAAACCUUGCUCAGUUACCAAAACAAAGCAAUAGUUGCAGAAGACAAGGCUGGGUUUUACAGAUUUCCAUGUUAUUUUUUGUUUUUGUGAUCCCGUACAGGGUGUAUUAUUCCUUGUAUUUCGAUUCUUCAUGUGCAACAGUUGCAGUCUCUUACCUAGAGACCUUUUUAAUCUUGCACUUCUCUUGGUUUUGUAAGAUGACGGUGUUAUUAACAAUUACUACAGGAGUUUAUUCAACGCAUGACGUGAUUAUAUGUUUUUAUUUGUGACCAGUAGUGUCUUCAAAGAUAACUAAUAUAAAAGCACACAUUUUUUCUAAAGACUCACAGUUUAGGAGGGCAGAUUUUGCCCUGAAGACCAUAGUCUCUUUGUUUGUCCUAACCAGGUGCGAUGCGAGUUAAUAAGGUUUUGUAUAAGCUACAAACAAGUGACUUUUUUACAGUCAUGUGGUAUCUAUUUCUAUUUCCAAAUAUUAACAGUGGAUUAAACAUUAAAGGGCAGUUUCCCCGGACAGGUUUUAAAUUAAUCUAGAACAAACAAAAAACCAUACUGGUGUGCAUCUAGAGACAAAACAAUGGCACUUGAUCAAUGGUAUCUAGAAAAGAUACGUCAAAUGUUUUUAAGUUAAGGCAUCUCAAACAUGCAUUUUAGUCUGGGACUAGUAUAAGCCCUGUCCGGGAGACCACCCUUAAAUAUGAUGUGAUUGGCUGGUAUUUUGUUGAGGUAGUGCGUGUUCAAUUUUACCAUUUACAAUUUAUCACACCACACCUGGUUGAGACACUGUUGGUUAAAUUUAUCCUUAAAUUGCAUUUUAACUUAAUUUCAGAUGUCGCUUAAUUCAAAUCAACCUGUGCUAAAGUUUGUGUUUCUGUAAUUCACGUAUUAUUGUACAAAAUUGUAUUCUGCCUAUCUUCUCUGCAAUAUUACCCACGAGUGGUUUCGUAAAACUUCUGCAGGUUUUGUAUUGCACAGAUACGUUCACCACGAGUUCACACUGACCUUUUAAUGGGAAUCAAAUAUGAUGUUGUUAUUUUUUAAUAUUGAAGGGAAAAUUUUAGUUUGUGUUGUGUUUUGUUUCGGCGGUGGUUUCGGCUUAAGAGAAACUGACAGGAAAGGUUACCACUGUUUACAGAUUAGCCGAGAGAAAAUGCUGCAGUUUCAGUUUUCCAAUGGAUGAAAUCAUUAAGUGCAAUUAGACCAAAUCUUUUAAACCUUAGGAUUAUUUUUUUUUCAAACGGCAUUCCAAAACAUUCCGACAUUCCCAUUAUCCAGCAUGGAUUACAGGAUUUUUUUUGUUUCAUCUCAGUUUUUUAAUACCACAUCAUUUUACUGUUACAUCUUUGGGUCAAACCCAGUAUUGAGAUAUCCAAUUGUCGCAUUGUUAUAUAUUGGCGUAGCUUGGUCUGUGUUUGGCAGGAUUGAAUUUAUUGCUCUUUAGACUCUCACUAUCACUUUAGGCUUUAAAAAUGGGUUUUGUUUUAGAUAAGAAAUAAUAUAUUUUAAUAAAUGUAGCAUUUGACUGGUUAAAUUUCAACUUUCCUCGACUACAUCAACCUCAGUAAUUUCAGACCUCUGACAUCAGAAAAAUGAAGUUUUUGUAGACCACCUGUUCAGCCUCAUUGAAAGAAAUGCAUGAAAAAUGACAACGUAACGCAGUAUUUAGUUUUCAUACAGUACCUACUAAAUGAACAUCAUCUGUCUUUUAUAAAUUGAUCCGACUGUUAGUUUUGUUAGUGUUUUAUUUGGAUGAGUCCCACUGUCACACUAUUUCUUUUGCUCUCGGAUCUUCAUUUUCCUUUUUGAACAUUUCUGUGGUACUUUGGAGCCGUUUGUUCACGUAGGGCACUUCCUUGUUUUGUUGACUAACGGGAAGCGUGCCGUCCACUGUCAUCUUCAGCUGUGUGCUAUGUAGGCAGCAGUGUAGUAUUUUACUCGCUCAUAAGCAGGGGAGAUGAUAAUAUGAAUUGUUAAAGUAAUACAGAUGUAGAGCAGUACAUUUCACAAGUAUUAGAUUUAAAGUUUGAGCAAUACUUUCCAGAAACCGGAAAGAUUUAGCACAAGUUAUGCAGUAGAGACCGCGUACAUCCAUCACGUUGAAUUGGUGUACUAUUUCUUCCCCUUUGGUUUGUCUGCGGUGUAUUCACUCAACUCCUCUGACUUUCAGGAAACUUCAAUUUGUAUUUUUUCAAUAGCCAACCGGCUCGGUGACCUUUGCUAUCAUCCUAUAAUCUCACAGUUACAUUGCAUAACUUGAAACUUACCUUACCUUGUUGGUGCACUGUUUUAUUCUCGAAUGCACUGCCUUACCAGCUGUCUUUAGUUUGCAAGUUUGUGAUUUUUUUUUUUUUUUGGAGGGAGAUGGGCCGAAUUUGUCCCGUGCACUGUAAAGAAAAGAGUCGAUGCUAUUUCUGUGCCUUCCCGAUGUCUUAACCGUACUCUGGUUUGUCUUAUUCAGCUUAUAUUUCCUCUGGGUGAGUUGAGCAUCCCCAGUUUGUUCUUGCUGUUAUCGUGGUAUCAUAUAUCAAUUGUUAGGCUCGGCAUCCUGCGUCAUAUCUCAUGGGCUUUAAUCUGGUCUACAUUUCCUAUAGAUAGUACGCUUCCUCAGUUUCCUAUUCUCAUCUCUCUACGGACGUCUGAAAAUAAUCAGAUCAUGUACUUACCUCACAAAUGCAUGCGUUGAGCACAGCGCCCCCUUUGGUAAAAGCCUAUCGACGUCUAUAAAGUGCAUUAUAAAUUCUUCCACAUCUGGACCCUUCUUGUCUGAAAUUUUCAUAGCCGUCUGUUAACCAAAGUCAGAGGGUGUCGCGGCAAUAGCAACUUCAGCUUGUACGGCGGCACAUCACAUUCGCAAGCCCUUGCUUUUUAUCCUCAUCUCUAGCGUUUUCUGAUAUGUACAGCGUGUUUUCAGCUCAGAUUUCGUGAAACCUGCGUUCUUCCAUUGAGCCUCACCUUAUCACGUACUAUGGGCGUUAAGUCAGUUUGACGCAAUGCACUUAUUUUCCCUCACCUAUAGCGUUACCGUAAAUGUUUGCUCUCAUUUUGUCGUAUCGAAUAAUCCAAAACAACGUAAAACAAUCAUUAAUAAAUUUGUAUGUUUGUAUAGAUAUAAAAAUAACUUUUGUAUAGUAUUAGCUUGUCAAUAAUGCCUUAAAAUGUGCAUCGUUCGUGUUGAUCGAAUGAUGCUUAUUAGAGACUCCCACCUUUCCCACACUGCAAGGUCACGAGAUUUCACACGGAGAAAAAGCCUCCUUUUGGAAGACCUUGGAUUCCUCUGUAAGGGUUUUAUUGUAACGCGGCUCGAGUUGCUCACUGACAACAAUUAGUGAAGUUGCACUGACUGUUUGUAGGAAGUUUGUAUUUUGGACUAGCUCAUAACGUGUCUCAUUGAGCACAAUAUAAGCUUGAUUUAAAUUGUGUUGAUUUAUUUAUAUUUUCAUCUGCUUUGUGAAGAAAAGCCUUUAUAAUUGUUGCGUUGUACUGUUGAGACAUCCCUGAUUCCAACACAGGAAAAAUCUCACUUGCAUGUUAAAAUCCUGAAAACAAAAGUGUGUGAUGAGAGUGAACUUAAUAUUUCACAAUUUGGACGCAAAUUUCAUUACUGUAUUGUUUCUGCAUUACACUCUAAAAAAUGCUGGGUUAUUUUCAACCCAGCUUUGGGUCAAAAAGGGUCGAACCCAGCCUGUUGGGUUGUAAUUUAACCUAUGAUGGGUAGGGCUGUCACGGUUAUGAAAUUUGGCUGGCGGUUAAUUGACUAAAAAAAAUAUGACGAUUAAUUGCCUGUUUUAUGACUUUGACGAUUAUGACAAUUAAUUGUCUUUUUUAUUGCUUUGACAUUUAAUUCUCUUUUUUUUUCUUUGUUUUUGAAAUAAUUUUCACACACACAUAUCUUUCAAAAACUGAAAAUUCUUCAUAAAAAAUAAACGCAAUAAAGUGUCUGAAAAAUAACUUAAAGCAACACUACAGACUUAUUGCUCUUUGCUCCCCCUACAGGUUAGAAGCGUAAUUGUUCAUUAGCACUGUCGUAAAUAAUGCAGCAUAGCUGGCUCUGAUUGGAUUGUAGGUCUGCCGUAAAGCAAGUUUUUGUAGUUUUCACUCGAACUACAGGACCACUACCCGACGGUUGGAAACUUCUUUAGUGCGGUUUUGGCCGAUAGAGGGCUGCAAAGCGAAUGUGAAAGUUCACCCUGUUUUGAGUGAAUGAACCACUGAAACUUUUUUGGAAACAUUAUUUUAAGGUAAAAAAAACUCUUUGGUGUUGCUUUAAGAUAAAAAUGCAAUCAAAAUAAACUGACUAUACCAGGACAGCCCUUAAAAAGUAGCUGAUGGGAGAAAUCUGAUACUGUCCCUUGCCUGUUUAUGCAGGCGCUGUAGCUCCCCCUUGUGUUUUUUAAAGAGAUGUGCAAUCAUUGCGGUAAUCUGAAAUCAUCGUGAUGAGACGAUUAUUUAAUAAUCGUGACAGCCUUAAUGAUGGGCUGUUUCAACCCGUUGUUGGGUAAAAUAUAAACAUUUUAUGGGUUAAUUUCCCAGCUGGGCUGGGCCCUUUUUGACCAAAUGCUGGGUUGAAAAUAAUCCAGCAUUUUUUAAUGAGAAUUUGGUGGCAAAUGUCCUCUCAAAUGUUAUUUAAGUAAUGUUGAGCCUAAAAAUACUCUUCAAAGCAGAAUUUUACUUGUAUUUUGUUGUGAAACAUGACCCAGACUUUUUCUUUGUGAGAUUAAUCUACUUUUGUUUCUUUUCUCUCUCUUUUUUUGAGCAUCACUGUUGAGGUAACUGCAUGUUUUUAAAACGCCACUUCUGAAGUGGUUUGAAGAACCGAGUCUUGGCUAGUUUUUCUGUGUGUUGAUCAUCAUCAGGAGAUGGUGCAGAGAAAGAGGAACGUUUUCUAUUAAAACAGCAUUUCGUAAUAUCUCCUUAGUUGUUUGGGCUAAGAGUCCUGCUGAAUCCUGGGAAAUGUUUUAAUGAAAGUCCAUGUAGAGUCACCCCGAGUUGUGAAGUGUGAGAGUGAUUGAAAACUUAUGCGGAAAAUCGUCCGGGUUACAGAUCAAUGCUCGGUUUACUUAAACCGAGUAAUGUUGCAGUUGCAUAGUAUCAUUGCUUCAAAUAGUUCAUGUGAUUUUUAAUAUAUAAUAUACAUUUGAAAGGCUUUAUGAACCCAAUAAAUGGUGUAUUGGUUUAUGUAAAAGUGUAAAACCCAGAGAGAACAUGAUCACUGUAAAAAAAAAAUAAUGUUGGUUCAACUUAAAAAGUAGGUUACCUGGUGGUUGCAUCAAGAUUUUGAGUUAAUUCAACUUAAAAAUAUUAGUUGACACAACAACUAAAUUAAAUAAGUUGCUAAUUACUUUUUUAAGUUGAACCAACAAAUAUUUUUUCAGUGUAGCAGGCCCAGAGUCGGUCCUGUAUCCUGAAAUCAGGUUUUUAACGGUUUAAAUGUUUUAAAAGAAUAAUUAUAUACUCUUAAAUUUGACAUUGUACUUCUUGGCACUAAGUGACACUGCUUUUAUCGUGAUGUGUGAUCAGUUUUAAAUGAGAUGGCAUCUUUCUCUAAUGCAUAAACUCUGCGAAAUAUAUGCAAUGAUGUAUGUGUAAUAUUCAAUCCUCAAGUAUAAUCCAGGUUGUAUAAACUUUGUAUAGUACAUUUUAAUAUCGUAUGGCCGUACCAAUAUGUAUUAUUAAUUCUCAAAAGCCUUAGAGUCGUCUACCCAAAGUGCUCCCUUAGACUACCCUACACCUACCUGAACUUUACAAAGCAUUAAUAACUAUAUUUUGUUGCGUUUUUAUUUGUACCCUUUUUUUGAAUAAAAUAGAUUUGUACUGUAUAUUUGUACCUCUUUGUGAACUACUUAGGGCUGUUUUUUUGUUUCUGUUUUAAUUCUAUGUAAGGACACAAAGAUAUUGUAUUUUUAUUGUUACUGCUAACCUCUUGGAAACAUUGCAUUUAUCAUGUUUGUUAAGUAAACACAAUAUAAUAUAUAUUAUAUCUAUAUAAUAAUAACAUG